AUCAAUUUAGUUCGACUCAGGCAAUCGAGGUGAACACAACUGUAGCGGAAAGAUCGAGAAACGAGAAUGAAGUACGCAAAUCUUCUGGCAAUCUGUGCCAGUUUGCUGCUCCUGAAACUGGAGACGGCAGCAGCAACAGCCACCGCCGAAGAGCCCAGCAGGGAACUUAUUUAUGCGGCCCAGACCAUUGGAUUGGAUGAAGUUGGCUUGCGUGAAUUGUGGCGAACCAGGCAGCCGCUGAUUACCAGGAAUCAAAACGAUGCCGGUCAGCUGACUUCGGUGACCUUUGAACUAAGUCCCGAUGGCAGGUCGAUUUCAAGAAGGAGGCUUGUCGAGGAAUCGUCACUUUCAUCGCCUGCCAGGCUAGAGGAAAGUUCCGCAUCGCAGCCCCGAGAGCAGUGGGAACUUUUACCGAACUCCGUACGUCAGCAUCGUCCCACGGGAGAAUCUAGCUUCGGAAUGGGUAAUUUCGAUCCCAGUAUAUUUUCCACGAGUUUUGCUAGGGCUCCACUAUUCCCCAACUGGGAGGUGCCCGCCGGCGUGAAGCCGCAAGUCACGACCAAGACGGAAGUGGACAAUCAGGGACGUAAGGUGACCACCACAACGAGGAGUUAUUCCGGCACAUUUGCGCCAGGAAGUAAUGUCUUCCAUCAGCUGUUUCCCGAUAUAUCGAGGGAACCUGGUCCACUCAGCCCCGACUUGGAACAGAAUCCCAUCUCUCCCUCAUCUCGUACAGGACCUUUCGAUUCUAACUCUGGAUUUUCGCCCCGUCCCAGCCAACGAGAUCCUGUCUAUGUUCCCGUAAGAGAUCCCACAACCACACCGCGAACUGUGGUGCCCCUUCCCACGCUCUCCCCUCCGGAAGCCGCCGACGAAUCGGACAAGGUCAUCGAUAACUUCUUGGAAAGGGUGGAUCUAAGGCCCGAGGACAUUGAAAACCGAAAUGGGGAAUUGGUCAAAACGAUAGUGGAUAAGAAUGGGCGAGUUUUGACUGCCAGAUUUGUUUUGAGUUCCGUCAAAGGAGUUGAAGGGGAGCCUAAACAGCAAAAGCCCACAAAGUAAAUCAAGUACAUUUAAAUUUUGUAAACAAUGCUUGAAAAAAAUAACGCAAUUGAAUAAAUGAGCUUAUCAGCUGGGGCUAAACCCAUGCAAUAAAA
Drosophila takahashii is the source of this 1157-nucleotide messenger RNA. RefSeq lists its product as uncharacterized. The record is from RefSeq and is a predicted model, not a curated record. Lineage: Eukaryota; Metazoa; Arthropoda; Insecta; Diptera; Drosophilidae.